Esox lucius (northern pike) is the source of this 4724-nucleotide messenger RNA. Its product is annotated as nucleolar protein dao-5. The transcript has 27 exons. Gene Ontology annotation, molecular function: protein binding. NCBI's taxonomy places the organism in Eukaryota, Metazoa, Chordata, Actinopteri, Esociformes, Esocidae. The record is from RefSeq and is a predicted model, not a curated record. Bases 110 to 4000 code for a protein of 1296 amino acids.
GUAAAUGCACGGCGAAAUCCUGCAGGCAGUGAGGAUGAGAGCUACUAAUCAGUAGAUUAAAUACCUUCAGUUCAUUCUUUUGAAAGUAAUACUCGUUCUACUUCAAAAUAUGACUUCAUUUGAUCCGGAUGCAUCUCAUAGUGCCUUGCUUUAUUUAAUUUAUCACCAUUUAAAGGAGAAUGGUUACAAGAAGGCUGCUAACGUUCUGAAAAAGCAUGUUACUCAGAUAGAAACACCUGAAGAGAUCACCUCUUUACAUGAUAUCUACACAAGUUGGAUCAAGGUCUCAGAAAUUGGACAAAAUGCAAAACAAGAGCCUGAAGUGGAUUCUACCACCCUGAAGAAGAUAAAGGAUGAUCCAGCUACCAAAGAAGAAGUUGUGGAUUUAAAACCAAUCGACAAUCUACCUGCUGGCCCACAAACCCUGCAGGCUGCAGACGCAGAAACACCCAGAAGUGCAACCUCAGAGUGUGAAAAGGAGAGUCCUACUAAAGCCGUUAACGAUGCAGCUCCCACGAAGACUCCUGUCACUACGACUCCCAGUAAAGCAGAGAGUUCAGACAGUGACGACUCAGACCGUGACGACUCAGACAGUGAACACGAGAAACCAGCACCUAAAGCUGCUUCUGGAAGGCCGUCACCUCAGGCUCUAGUCAAGGCAACCCCAGCUAAAGCUGCACCCCAGACAACUAGGAGGAAAGCCCAGGGCUCUGACAGUGACAGAUCAUGCUCAGAGGAGGAGGCUCCUGUAAAGAAACCUGUGGCGACAGCUCCGGUCAAGCCUGUGGCGACAGCUCCGGUCAAGCCUGUGGCGACAGCUCCGGUCAAGCCUGUGGCGACAGCUCCGGUCAAGCCUGUGGCGACAGCUCCGGUCAAGGCAGUGUCAGUGAAAUCCACCCCUGUCAAAGAAACAUCAAAACCAGCUGACAGCUCAGACUCUGAGAGUGAAGAUGCUGACAGUGAGGAAGAGUCCCCUGUUAAGGUGAAUCACACGAUCCGGAUAUCAGCCCUGACACCGAGACCUGGUUCUGUCAAAGUAGCCAAGGCGACCCCAGUAAAGCCCAGUGGAGUAACCCCCAGUCAGACUAAAGCAGCUCCCUUGACUCCUGCUGCUGGGAAGAAAGCCCAGAGCUCUGACAGUGACAGUUCAGAUGAGGAGGAGGAGGCUCCUGAAAAAGCCAAGACCAAGCCAGCUGCCACUCCUGGUAUCAAGACUGUAGCUGUGACCACACCAUUACCAGUCAAGUCCAACAGACCAGCUGUCACUGCUUCAAAACCAGCAGAGAGUUCAGACAGUGACAGCAGUGAAGAUGAGAUUCCUCUAGCACAGAUUACUGGUAAAGUCACAGAGGCUUCAGCUCCCACUAAGACUCCGGUCACUACGACUCCCAGUAAAGCAGAGAGUUCAGACAGUGACGACUCAGACCGUGAACACGAGAGAUCAGUCCUGACAACCAAAGCUGGUUCUGUCAAAGCAACCAAGGGGACCCCAGUUAAGCCCAGAGUCAUCCUCAGUCAGACUAAAUCAGCUCCCAUCACACCUGUUGCUGGGAAGAAAGCCCAGAGCUCGGAAAGUGACAGUUCAGAUUCAGAAACUGAUUUGAAAGUUUCCAAGAAAGCCAAGACCAAGCCAGUGGCCACUCCUGGUAUCAAGACUGUAGCUGUGACCACACCAUUACCAGUCAAGUCCAACAGACCAGCUGUCACUGCUUCAAAACCAGCAGAGAGUUCAGACAGUGACAGCAGUGAAGAUGAGAUUCCUCUAGCACAGAUUACUGGUAAAGUCACAGAGGCUUCAGCUCCCACUAAGACUCCGGUCACUACGACUCCCAGUAAAGCAGAGAGUUCAGACAGUGACGACUCAGACCGUGAACACGAGAAAUCAGUCAUGACACCCAGACCUGGUUCUGUCAAAGCAGCCAAGGCGACCCCAGUAAAGCCCAGUGGAGUCACCCCCAGUCAGACUAAAUCAGCUCCCAUGACUCCUGCUGCUAGGAAGAAAGCCCAGAGCUCGGACAGUGACAGUUCAGAUGAGGAGGAGGCUCCUGUAAAGCAGAAAACCACCCUGACCAAAACCACUCCUAAAGCCUCAGACGCAGCUGUCAAGAGGGAGAACGACAGGUCAGACUCCUCUGACAGUGAGGAUGAUGCUCCAGACGAACAGGCCCCGACCAUUCCCACCCCCAGGCUGGCUAAAGCCCCACCCACAGCCCCUGCUGCAGCUGAGAAGGCCAACCGCUCAGACAGUAGCGAAUCUGACACUGAGGAGGACACCCCAGCUAAAAAGGCAAAGCCCAAACUGGGGGCAUCUGUACCAGUCAACCUUGUAGCAGUGACCACACCAGAACCGGUCAAGUCCAACAGACCAGCUGUCACUGUCUCAAAACCAGCUGAGAGUUCAGACAGUGACAGCAGUGAGGAUGAGAUUCCUCUAGCACAGAAACCAGAAUCUGCACCAAUCAAGAAUGUCGACACAGAAGCUCCUAUCUCAGAAGAGAUAGCUGUCACUCAGGCCCAGGCCACGCCUCCUGUCCGUAAUGUGGGAGGUGCAGAGGAAGAGGAAGAUGAAGCCAAUCCAGUCACACCUACAACAGCACAGGAUGACAACGCUGAUGAUUCAGUAGAUGCUGAAUCUCCUUCUGAAGUCCCUGAGGUGGACACCCCACCUUCCUCUGUGCCAGAGAGUGCAAAGGAGGAAGAGGAGACCCCUGACAGUCCACAGAAACCCCUAACAACGGAUGCUGCUUCAGAGGAGCACAAGGCAGAGGAUCACAUUGUGACCUCCACAACCUCAGAGGACAAGACAGAGGCCGCAGGAGUCCCUGAGGAACCUUCUGCUACAGCUGCUGUGGUCGGACCCGUCGUAGAAGAAGAAUAUAUUAAGGGUGUGGAGCCUCUUAUCGCCAGUUCACCAACUGAGAACCUGGAGCCUGAGAAAGUGACCAUAGAGACGGUUCUUGAGACAGUCCCCACAGAGAAGCCAACCACUGACAGCCCAGCAACGGAGAGGAAGAGGUGCACUGAGACAUCUGAUUUAACUCCUAGUGAUAAAAAGAUGAAGAAGAAGAAGAAGAAGAAAAAUAAGGAAGACGCUCCGGCGAAUUGGGAGCCUACAGAAGAGGGCGAUUCUGCUGAGGUUGAACCAGCUGUAGAAGAGGAAUAUCAAGAAGAUGUUGAGCCUCAUAUCUCCAAUUUACCACCUGAUAACCUGGAGCCUGAGAAAGUGACCAUAGAGACGGUUCUGGAGAAGCGUCUCUAUGAGAAGCCAACUGCAGACACCCCAGCAUCAAAGAGGAAGAGGUGCACUGAGACAACUGACUCAACUCCUAGUGAUGAAAAGAUGAAGAGGAAGAAGAGGAAGAAAAAGAAGGAUGUUCAGGAGAAUGGGCAGCUUCCAAUACAAGGCGAUGAUGAGUCCACAGUGGACGCCAUCCCAUCUUCGGAGUCUAACUCCACUACUCUUGUUCUGUCAGUGAAGUCUCUCAAAAAAACAAAGAAGAACAAAAAGAAGAGGAAGAAAACAAAAAGAGAGCCAAUGGAAAAGGAUGAAAUGACAGAAGUGGUGCCAAAAAAGCAUGGGUUCGAAAAGAGUAAGAAAAAAACAGCAAAUAACAUUAAUGCCAAAGAAUAUCUGAAGGCCACAAAUAAGAAAAGGCCUCUUCCCCCUAUCCAUGAACCAGAAGAGCUAGAGAUUCCCAAAAAUAAGAAGAAAAAAGUCAUAGAGAGUGCUGUUGUGAAGGAAAAUACAACUCCAGUCAUUGAAAAAAAGAAAAAGAAGGUUGAUGAAAACACUGUGAAAGACUCUGACAUCUCUGCCCCUAUACCAAGCCUUCCACACAAGAGAUCCCAAAACAAAAAGAAGAAAAGCAAAUUGAAGGAGAAAAAGGAGAAAAUAAAAAAUGCAUUGAAAAGACCCAAAAAAGCCUCAACAGGACCUGUUACUUGCACACCUGCUAAGAAUACCCCAGGGAAGAAAAAGAAGUCCACCAAAGAGAAAUAACCAAAUGGUAACAUUUCUGGUCAUUUAUGCAAUAUAAUAUUACUGCAAUUUCUAGGAACAUCUUAAUUACACUGGUCUCUACAGUUUCCUCUGAAAGAAUGAACAACACUUCUUCACAUGUAUUGUACUGAACAUCUUUAGUUAGUUUCACCCAUAUGUUUUAUGAAUCUAGUAUGCUUGCUAAAACAGGCACGUACUGACAUAAUUCUUCUCACACCAUUUUAUUUGAUAUGUUGAAUUGGUUCUGUUCAGCAAGGGCACAGCAAACACACUCAAACCCCAUUUUUUAUUAAUUUGAUGAAUUAUAAGACACAUUUAUGAAUUAAUAUUUGCAUGGUUUAGUGCAGCUUUCCAAGUAGUGUUCUAGUUGUAAUACUUUUACAUGUGAAAUUUUAAGUUGUUUAAGCUGUGAAGCCUUUCACAGAAGUUCCUGUGUAAGGAAAGGGAUUUAGAACUCAAAAGUGGAACAUCAUUAAAUCACUCCCAAAUAUUGUACUAUGCACUUAAGAGAUCCUAAUGCUCCACCUACAGCCUUAUGUGUAAGCACUUCUAGCAACACACCCAAUUUGUUUCCAGGGCCCAAAUGGAUAAAAGCUGAUAUUUUAUAGUUGCCAGGGAAAUCUACAUAGUUUCAUGUUUACUGUUGUUUCUGUCACAUUCUUGUGAAAACCACGUCUUCCGUUUGUCAAUUCUGAUCUUUGUCAAUAAAAAUGGUGUAAUCAAA